AUGUAUUCCUCGGAGGAACCGGACGACGUUACAACUUUUCCACAGGCCUGGACUGCAGGCGUUCCUUUCCUCGUCGCUCUUUCGUGCUGUCCCGCCGCCUGCUCCGCAUUCCCAGGGGCCGCCUGCUCCUCACCACAUCUACACCCAGGCGGCGGCAAGGGCGGGGCUUCCAUGAGCAGGACGGCGGCGGCCUCGUGGCGGCGUCGCCCGUCGGCGAAGGGAGCCGUGGAGCCGGAGGCCGCUGGAAUUCCUCGGACGCUGCAGCUCGGCGCCAUGAUCCUCGUCUUGUGCGUCCUGAACAUCUACUUCAAUAUUUACAACAAGCCGGUUCAGAGAGUAUUUCCCUUCCCAUACACCAUCACCACCUUCCACUUCGCAUUCAGCUCCUUCUUCAUCACUCUCAUCUGGCUGCUAAACCUGCAUCCCAAACCAAGGCUCUCCCUUCAACAGUACGCAAAGAUCCUUCCUUUGGCGCUAAUACACGUGAUGGCCAUUGUCUUCGCCAACAUGAGUUUGGGCAAGGUGGCGGUCUCCUUCACGCACACCAUCAAGGCAGGGAACGCCGUUCCACUCUCCGUCUUGUUGCUCAGGCAGACACCUUCUCUACUUGUAUUAGGUUCUCUCGGGUCGGUUGUUGGUGGAGUUGUACUGGCAUCUAUGACUGAAAUUUCUUUCAACUGGAUAGGAUUUUGCAGUGCCAGGGAUUCCAAUGACCAAUCGCGAAAUGCUUUCAGCAAGAAAAUUCUUGCUGAUAAAGAGGAAAAAUUGGACUAUAUAAAUCUCUUUUCAAUUAUGACUAUCAUGUCAUUUUUGUGUUCGGUCCCGUUAACGCUAUAUCUAGAGGGCAUAAAGUUUAGCCCGCUGUUCCUACGGAGCACUGGGUUAAAUCUUCAAGAACUAUGCCUGAAAGCGGGCAUUGCGGCCACUUGUUUCCAUUUUUACCAACAGGUUUCAUAUAGUUUAUUGGCCAGAAUAUUACCUGUAACCCGUUCUCUUGCAGACUUCUUCAAACGAGUUGUCAUCAUAUCAUAUGUUCUCUUCUUCAGAACUCCAAUUUCACCUAUAAAUGUCCUUGGAACUGGUCUGCCUCUACUCGGUGUUUUCAUGUACUCUAGAUUCAAGAAAGCAAAAUCAAAGACAAAUGCUGCAUAAAAAUAGUUUAUACUAGACGCGUUGUCGGGCUCGUCUAUUUUUUGAUAGAAUAAUAGAAAUAUCCAUACCAAAUAUUGGAGUAAAUUUGCAUAAUCUAACCCAUAUAUUGAUUAGCCCUUGAAGAGGAAUUUAAUCUGAUUGAAAGUAGAGCCAUUGUAGAGGAGCUAGUAUGCACUAUCUUUCUCUAUGAUUAUGAGGGCAUAUGAAGUGCAAAAAUCUUUGUGAAGAAAAACACAACUUGUAUCAUAACUGAUCUGAUUGUAUUAUCUAGACAUUGUAGGAAAACAAA
This is a messenger RNA of Triticum aestivum (bread wheat), 1441 nucleotides long. Its product is annotated as phosphoenolpyruvate/phosphate translocator 3, chloroplastic. The coding region runs from base 1 to 1152 and encodes 383 amino acids. The record is from RefSeq and is a predicted model, not a curated record. The transcript has 9 exons. Lineage: Eukaryota; Viridiplantae; Streptophyta; Magnoliopsida; Poales; Poaceae.